Molecule: messenger RNA, 1428 nt
Organism: Phacochoerus africanus (Common warthog)
Lineage: Eukaryota; Metazoa; Chordata; Mammalia; Artiodactyla; Suidae
Exons: 2
Coding region: 517-1392 (291 amino acids)
Source: RefSeq, a predicted model, not a curated record
CUGAGAGGGGCCCAGGUGAAGGAGAACUAGCCGAGAGGGUGCCCUGGGUGUUGGAAGGGUGGGUCUCUCUGCAGGGUAAGGGGGGAGGUUUUUCAGACUUAACAGGAAGGCAGGGCACCAGGAGUGCAGGAGUUGUCACCUGGUACCUGGAGCUGGACGCCAGGCAAGGCUGGCUGCCCAUUCCUGGCCCCUGCCCAGCCAGGGCGGGCUCAGCCUGCCCCCUGCCCUGGUCCUUUCUCCCUGGGCAGGGAGAGAGAAGGGCCAGAUUCAUGGGCAUGUGACAUGUGCAGUCACACAGGGCCCCUCAUUGGUUUGACCCUCUACUGCCACUGUCUUGCAAUGCUCCAUAAUUUUUUGUACCAGCCCCUCCCAGACACAUCCACACACACAGCAGACGUGGACUCAAGCUGGGACGCAAGCCAGGUGAUACACCAGGAGCAGCCUAGAGGUGCACACGUCCCCAGCAGUCCCCAGCGUUGCAGGUGGGCUCCUGGGGUGUGAGGAGAAGCCAUCAGCAUGGGCCCCGGGGGCCCCUCCCUGUCUGCCCUGGGCCUGCAGCCCAGAGGCCCGGCCUCAUCCUCUCAGCUCACACGGCGAGCCAGGCUGGGGCAGGGCGGCUACCGCAGGCACCGAGGCCGCCUGUGUCCUGGGCUGGGUCUACCCUGUCACUUCACCAAGACCGCCUGCUGGGAGUAUCCACCCCGUCGGAUGGCCCAGAAACUGAGGUCCAAGAGGAAGGACUUGGGCAAGGUCCGACGUUCCCAGAUCACAGGCAACCGACCCAACACAGCCUGGCCUGCGACGCGUGCAGCUAGCUCCUUCCCGCACCCUCUCUCAGCCCUUUGCCGAGGAAGAAGGGAGGAGGGACAGGGGCGAGACGGAUCGAAGCAGCGCCAGGGGUUGGAGCCGCCAGUCUGGUCGCUUCCACCGCACCCUCCCGCCGUCAAGGAUACGGGCAACUACCGGGCCGGGAUCAUUAGUGGGCGAUCGGGCCGGGCGGCGACCCCGGGGGGCCCACAGACUCAGCGCAGAGACCCCUGGGGGUCCGCGGGCAGGGGCGACUUCCUUUCCUGUCGUCCCGCCCGCACUGGCCACAGGUCAGCCGCUCUCCGCGCCUGCGGGGGUCGCCGCGCCCCCCCGCCCGAAGCGCAACUUGUUGCUGCGAAUCCGCUCGGGCUCCACACUCGGGGCCCGAAACUCGCGCCAGCUCGUGGGCCCGGGUUCGGGGCUGGUCCCGGCUCUGACGCGCGGGCAGCGGGACCCCAGCUGCGCCCCCGCCGAGGGCGCUGUACCUGUGCGCGCCUUCAGCCCGCCGCGCAGCUGUCAGUCAUGCGGGCACGAGAAAAGCGAACGCCGCCGCCGGGCCCUUCAGGCCCUGCCCGGGCGCCGUAGAUCGGGACGUACCAAAGCGGCAGACGGAGGUCUCCA